Molecule: messenger RNA, 2950 nt
Organism: Trematosphaeria pertusa
Lineage: Eukaryota; Fungi; Ascomycota; Dothideomycetes; Pleosporales; Trematosphaeriaceae
Exons: 2
Coding region: 30-2462 (810 amino acids)
Biological process (GO): reciprocal meiotic recombination; double-strand break repair via synthesis-dependent strand annealing
Cellular component (GO): nucleus
Molecular function (GO): ATP-dependent chromatin remodeler activity; hydrolase activity, acting on acid anhydrides; DNA translocase activity
Source: RefSeq, a predicted model, not a curated record
CUCCACGUCUCACCCAUCUACACAGUCAAAUGCACCGACCGAAGGCUCUCGCAGGCGAGAAAGGCACUCCUUCCGCAACAACCCCGACAAGGCUGUACAGCACGCCCGCGUCCGCCGACCGUCUACACAAGCCCUUCAAAUGCCCUGGCUCCGCGGCGUCGACGCGAACCUCAGAUAAACCUGCGAGAAAGAAGCGGAGAGUCAAUUAUGCGGGCGCAGAUGGCGAGAACGAAGAGGGCGAUAAGCCAUAUUCGAACAACGAACGGCUGGCCCUUGCCACUCGAGAUGUAAACAGAUUUCCGGUGUUCAAGCCCAAGGACAAAGAGUCCGCGUUUAAGUCAAGAUUCGUCGUCCCGCUGAAGAACAAAGACCCUGGAGGCUAUAACUCGUUCCGUCCAGCGCCGCUGCUGGGAAUGCGACAGGGAAGGGUAUUUGUCGCGCGGCCAUUACACGAUCCUAGUGGAGAGUUCGCUAUCGUGUUAUACGACCCUACAAUUGACGAUAAGCCGGUGCCGAAGGAAGAGGUGGAGCCGAAGCUAAGCCAAGAGGAGAAGAAAUGCUUAGACGUCCCGUUGGUACACAAGAGUCUGGCAGAUAUUUUGGGUCUGAAGAAGAAGGUUGACAAUGAACGGCCGAGGGUGCCGGUUGUCAUAGAUCCUAGAUUAUCCAAGGUCCUCCGUCCGCAUCAGGUUGAGGGCGUCAAGUUUCUGUAUCGCGCUACGACAGGUUUGAUUGAUCCCAAAGCGAACGGUUGCAUCAUGGCAGAUGAAAUGGGUCUGGGCAAGACACUGCAGUGCAUCACGCUGAUGUGGACACUACUCAAGCAAUCUCCCGAAGCUGGAAAGUCGACCAUCCAGAAGUGCGUCAUAGCUUGUCCGUCCAGUUUAGUCCGGAAUUGGGCGAAUGAGCUUGUGAAGUGGUUAGGCAAGGACGCCAUCAAUCCUUUUGCCAUCGACGGAAAAGCUUCCAAGGAAGAGUUGACGCAGCAGAUUCGGCAGUGGUGCAUUGCCACUGGUCGUGCCGUCGUCAGACCCGUUCUCAUCGUCUCAUACGAAACGCUACGACUCAACGUUGGAGAGCUAGCCAACACGCCUAUUGGCCUUCUGCUGUGCGACGAAGGACACCGCUUGAAGAACGGUGAGAGUCAGACAUUCACCGCGCUCAACGGACUUAACGUCCAGAAGCGAGUCAUCCUAUCUGGCACACCCAUCCAGAAUGAUCUUUCAGAAUACUUCUCUUUGCUCAACUUUGCGAACCCGAACUAUCUUGGCACAAGAAACGAAUUCCGCAAACAGUUCGAGAUCCCCAUCCUGCGUGGUCGCGAUGCGGCAGGCACGGAUGAACAUCGCAAGAAGGGAGAUGAGCGUCUCGCCGAGCUUUUGGCCUUGGUCAAUAAGUUCAUCAUCCGCCGAACCAACGACAUUCUUUCGAAAUACCUCCCAGUUAAGUACGAACACGUCGUCUUCUGUAACCUAUCAUCUUUCCAGAAGGACCUCUACAACCACUUCAUCCAAUCGCCUGACAUCAAAAGCCUCCUGCGUGGAAAAGGCUCGCAACCCCUCAAAGCAAUCGGCAUGCUCAAGAAACUCUGUAACCACCCGGACCUGCUGGACCUUCCUCAGGAUCUCCUGGGCUGCGAAAAUAUCCUGCCAGAAGACUUCGUUCCCAAAGAUGCGCGAGGCCGCGACAGAGACGUCAAAGUCUGGUAUUCGGGCAAAAUGCUCGUCCUAGACCGCAUGCUCGCCAGCAUCCGAGCAGCCACAAAUGACAAGAUAGUCCUCAUCUCGAACUACACGCAGACACUAGACGUCUUCGCGGCGCUGUGCCGCACGCGUGGAUACGGCUGCCUGCGUCUUGACGGCACUAUGAACGUCAGCAAGCGGCAGAAGCUUGUGGACAAGUUCAAUGACCCCGAGGGUCCCGAAUUUGUAUUUCUUCUAUCGUCAAAGGCAGGUGGCUGCGGACUCAAUCUCAUCGGUGCCAACAGGUUAGUGCUGUUCGAUCCGGACUGGAAUCCUGCUGCAGACCAGCAAGCACUCGCCCGUGUAUGGCGCGAUGGCCAAAAGAAAGACUGCUUCGUAUACCGCUUCAUCGCAACCGGUACCAUCGAAGAGAAAAUAUUUCAACGCCAGUCUCACAAACAAUCUCUCUCCUCCUGCGUCGUGGACUCCGCUGAGGAUGUCGAGCGCCACUUCAGUCUCGAUUCUCUCCGCGAGCUAUUCCAGUAUCGCGACAACACUACCUCCGACACGCACGAUACGUUCAAGUGCAAACGGUGCAGGAAGGAGGAUGGAAGGCAGGUGCUCAAGGCACCAGCUAUGCUAUAUGGUGAUACGAGUACGUGGAAUCAUUUUGUAAAUGAUGGGGAGAGUGGGCCGUUGGGCAAGAUUCAGGAUUUGUUGCUUAGACAGGAGACCGCGGAGCAGCAGGUUAGUGCCGUGUUCCAGUAUAUUAGCCAUUAGAUCCGGUUGGGCAUUGCGCGUCGUCGAAUCUUGAUCUUGCGGGGCACCUUGGGGAGGGUUAGUCUUUAGGAGCCAAGAAUUUUGGGCAAGCCUGUAGGUUAUAAGCCUUGCAUUGAUAAAAGGGAAACUUUAAGUUUCAAGGUGCCGGGGCCAGGAGUUCGCUUGUUGCUGGGGCUUUAGUUUAUCACGCGGUGUUACGGUGUAGGGAUGGUGGUGACGAGUAAGCGCUUUUUGGACUAGCAUUAGAGUUGCACUUUAUCCAUCGUCCCUUGUCCCCGGUUCGCGGUGCAGGUAUAAUAUAUACAUUAAACAUAAGAGAAGAGCUAGGUCGUCUGUUUCGGAACUGUUCAUAACCGCUGCAGCCUUGCAGAUCUUCUCCUGUCUCCUUCCUCUUCCAGCCCCUAUCGCAUCACCGCAUCGAACCAUCUUGGGACGGCACCUCCCAUCUACCCUCACAGCAUCACACCCUGGACCUCGUUCUCUGCAUG